Thecamonas trahens ATCC 50062 is the source of this 1674-nucleotide messenger RNA. Its product is annotated as major facilitator superfamily transporter MFS_1. Gene Ontology annotation, cellular component: membrane. Bases 59 to 1639 code for a protein of 526 amino acids. The transcript has a single exon. The record is from RefSeq and is a predicted model, not a curated record. Gene Ontology annotation, biological process: transmembrane transport. Lineage: Eukaryota; Apusomonadida; Apusomonadidae. Gene Ontology annotation, molecular function: transmembrane transporter activity.
GAGUACACCUUCUCACCCCCCACCACCCCAGCUCACUCCCCUCGACACCUACUCAGUCAUGGGCUCCGGACGUGGAGCAGGGGCAGGCGGAGCAGCAGGCGGCGGGACGGGCAACGGCGCUGGGCUGUACUUUGACCUUCCGUCGAGCGAGAAGACCACGCGGCAGAGGUUCUUUGGUCGGCGGAUGGUGUUCUUCUUCCUCACUGUCGUCAAUCUGCUGACAUACUACGACCGCGGCGUCAUUGCUGCCCUCCUCCUUGACAUCGAGAACCACUUUGACCUCGACUCGACACGAGGCGGCCUCCUCGGCUCGGUCUUUAUGGUCGGCUUUAUGCUCGCCUCGCUCAUCUUUGCCAAGUAUGUGCACACUGUCCGUCCGACCUAUCUCCUCUGCAUCGGCCUGCUCAUCUGGUGUGGCGCAACAGCGUACUCGGGCCUUGCGCCAAGCUACGUCCAACUGGUCAUUGCCCGCUCGCUCACGGGCGUGGGCGAGGCCUCGUUCUGCGGCAUCUCGCCUACCAUGAUCGACGACAUUGCCCCGCCCAAGCAGCGGACGGUCUGGCUCUCCAUCUUCUUUGCAGCCAUCCCCAUCGGCGCUGGCCUCGGCUACAUUGGCUCGGGCGUGAUCACCCGCCAGGCCGGCCUCUCCUGGCGCUGGGUCUUCCUCACCGAGUCCAUGGCCAUGCUCCCGUUUGCGCUCGGCAUCCUGCUCCUUCCGUACACCUCGACGUCCAAAGACAAGUCAAUUAGGGUCGCCGCGCCCGAUGUCGACCCCACCAUUGUCUCGCCGUUUGAAGGCUCGCUCAACCCAUCCGACGACAGCGCCAGCGCCGGUGCCGCCGCCGAGCGUGCGCCACUACUCGCUGGCGCCGCUCAGACCCGCACCGGCUCGCUCGGCAACCGUAGCGCCGCCGCCGCACACUCUGCUGAGUCUGCGGCCGACGCCGAGUCGACCUUUGCGCAGGACUUUUGGACGGUCUUAACCAACCCGGUCUACGGCUGCAUCUGUCUCGCCUACGCUGCGUACACCUUUGUCUUUGGCGGCCUCGCAUACUGGGCGCCGACCUUUGUGCAGAAGCGGUUCGACAUGUCGCUCGACGAUGCCACCUUUGGCCUUGGCACCAUCACCGUCGGCUGCGGCCUCGUCGGCACUGCCGCGGGUGGCAUCAUCGUAGACGCCGUCGCCAAGCGCCGCGGUGGUGUCAAGGGCAUGGCCGGCGCCGCGCUGCAGAUCAAGUUCACCCUCAUUUACGCCCUCCUCGCCGUUCCGCCGCUCUUCUUUGCCUUUUGGGUCAACACCGCCAAGAUGUUUUUUGGCCUCCUCGUCAUUGCUGAGCUCCUGCUCUUUGCCAUCACCGGGCCCAUCAACGGUGCCCUUCUCUCGGCCGUCUCCGAGUACUACCGCACACUCGCCAUGUCAAUGUCCAUCAUGUGCAUCCACCUCCUCGGCGACAUGCCGUCACCGGUCAUCAUUGGCGCCGUCAUCUCUGCCACCGGCUCCUACCGUACCUCGAUGCUCCUCCUCGUUGCCUGGUACGUGUGGUGCCUUCUCUUCCUUGCCAUCGCCCUCACCCUUGCCCACGCCGCCCUCCGCAAGCUCCUCCGCAAAGCCCUUCUUUCACGCCCCACCGGCGCUUGAGGCGAUCGCGGGCCGGUAAAUACCGCCACCCGAGU